Messenger RNA from Fulvia fulva, 579 nucleotides. RefSeq lists its product as uncharacterized. Bases 1 to 579 code for a protein of 192 amino acids. The transcript is spliced from 2 exons. NCBI's taxonomy places the organism in Eukaryota, Fungi, Ascomycota, Dothideomycetes, Mycosphaerellales, Mycosphaerellaceae. The record is from RefSeq and is a predicted model, not a curated record.
AUGCGCUACUCAAUCCUUGCACUCGCGCCAUUCGUGGCUGCUGCGUACGGCCAAGAAGCAUCCACGACUGAAGCUCCAACUGUUCUUCCAGUCAUCAGCGGCUCCGUGACCGUCUCCAGCACUUACACCUACUCCAACACUCUGACCAACUUCCUUAGUCUGACGAACUCGGACGGAGUGGUCACCGGCAUGCCAACACUGUCGAACGCGGGACCUCAAGUCGCAGUCACUUCACAGCCAGCCGCCGAGACCAACGUUGGCACUGUCGCAACGAUCCCAGCAGGCCUUCCAACGGGCAUCACCGCAAUCGCACACGGCGGAAGCAACACCUCAACGAGCUUCUUCACCGUGUCUGUCGGCCCAUCGACCACUGUUGUUCUCAGCUCGACCAGCAGCACUUCCUCUGCCGGAUCUGGUUCUGGCAGCGGUUCUGAGACGGGCGCAAGCGGUUCGGGUGGCCAGAACCCUUCUGCCACUGGCAGCGCCGGUGCCUCGGAGUCCUCCUCUGCAGCUGACGCCGUCAAGGUCGCAUCCGGUGCCGUCCUGGGUCUCGGCGCGCUCUUCGUUGCUCUUUUGUAG